Messenger RNA from Paramecium octaurelia, 192 nucleotides. Lineage: Eukaryota; Ciliophora; Oligohymenophorea; Peniculida; Parameciidae. The record is from the annotation of a GenBank genome assembly.
AUGAUAUUUAUAAGUAGAGAAUUUUAGAAUGAAUUCAUUUUGAAUAACAUAUUAUUAUUAAUGCAAAGAAUUACGAUUGAAAAUUUCUAUUAAUUGAAAUUACAAUAAAUUUUGUUAUAGUUUUUGCCAAAUUAAUUCACAGGUGUAAAUUCGACUAAUUUGAUCAUAGAUUUCGAUAGAGGUUUAUUGUGA